Copidosoma floridanum is the source of this 1878-nucleotide messenger RNA. RefSeq lists its product as uncharacterized. Gene Ontology annotation, biological process: mitochondrial protein catabolic process; mitophagy by internal vacuole formation. Lineage: Eukaryota; Metazoa; Arthropoda; Insecta; Hymenoptera; Encyrtidae. Gene Ontology annotation, cellular component: mitochondrial outer membrane. The record is from RefSeq and is a predicted model, not a curated record.
AUGAGCAGGAGGACCGCGCCUCUCGUGGGCCUGAAUUCGUGCGAGCGAAUCAGGCCCGAGAGGCCCCGCAACGCCAUCCAGCGACUCGUUUGGGUGCCAGGGUCACAGUACCGGGGCGGUUUCGUUGCCGUUUGCGACGACGACGGAUCCAACCCUCGAAUGGCCAUCAGAAGAUUGGUCCGGCUGUACGAAGGCCGACAGUACCGCGAGGCGGCGAGUUUCCUGAUGCGGCUGCCGCAUUACACGCUUCGAGCCGCUCUGCCGGACAUACCGAUCGACCUGUUGAUCGACACCCUGCCCCACAGCUUGGCGCUGCUCGAGGCCCUGUACGCGCGGCUCAUCGAGCUCGGGGUGCGCGAUACCAAGGUCCUCAGGCUCGAGCUCCUCCUGUGGAAGGUCGUCGGUAUACUCGCCAAUCCACAACCGGACCAUCACUUCCAGCUGAGGGCGUGGGCGCGGCUGUUGUCGGCUCUCAACAGAGCAGCCCCGAGCGCUCGAGCAGCCCUGGCCUCGCGACGCCGGACCCUGGAGCGCACGGUCGAGGGCCUGGGGAAGCACGGGCUUGUCGCCACGUCGAAAUCACGGGGCAGCUUAACGGCCAGGGACUCGGUGGGCAGCGCCGAUGGUGACUUUGGGACCAACCUCGUACCCCUCAGACAGGCCCUCAAGGAGGAGCUCGAGGUGCGCGCCGACGCUUACAAGCUCGCCCUGCACAAGAUCGAGGGCCUCGGCAAGCACGCGGGACUCCACAAAGGUGACCAUCAAGGCUUGCAAGCGGCAUCGCACCAGCGCCUACUGGCACUGAGCUACAGCGAAGUACAGCAGCGGCUCAUCGACAACCAGAGUCUCCUGAACACUCUGGAGAAGACGCGGCACGGCCAACUGGAUUGUUUGCUCGACGAGCUGAAAUCGCGCGUCCAACGGGAUAAGGAGGCCUUGAGGCAGUGGAGCGCGCUGAGGCGCAACGAGGCGGUGGUGGCACUGGCCGGUAAACGAGGAGAGGCCAAUGGCUCGAAAAACACCGUCAGCCUAGCCGCUGGACUGCUGCAGUUCUCCAGGGGCUGCGCCCUCGCGAUGCAACUUAUGAGCGGAGAUAACGACCAGAGCUUCAGUUCGGGCGACCACUACUACGACGAGUACGGCGAGGAGGACGAGGAGGAGGAGGAGUCGUCGAGCAGCGCGGGCUACCACACGGACGAGAGCUGCAGCCCAACCCCGGAGCCGGCAGGCCACGAGGCUCACCUUUUCCAAGGCCUCCACUGUCCGGACGUCGCUGUCGAGAGGUUGCGCGAGAGAUACGCCGGGCUGUACUCGCAGGCCUACUCCCACACCCUCGAGGCGCUGAACCGCCUGGAGCCGUUGCGCGAUACGCCCGAGCUCAAGACCAGGAUCCUUUACUCCGUUGUUGUGUUGUCUUGGCGCCUCGCCGGGAUACUCCAAGCCUCGCGACGCAUCGAGGCGUUGAGGAUCCUAAACGGUGGAAGUUCGCAGUCCCAGCCGUCGGUACCGGCUGAUCUUGAGGAUUGCAUUCGACGGCAACUGGCUACCGCUGGAGCCCAGUCUGGUGCACGCGAAGUUGCCCAACAGGUUACCAGCCAGUUUGAACGUACUCUCAGUGGUUUUCCCUGCUUAAGGAGCAGCACAGAGCUAAAAAAGUACGUUUUCUCGUGCUCACGACUGGCCUGGGCGUGUUUAGCGCGCUCGACGUCUUUGGUUCUAGACGUGGCCCAGGGCACCGAGUUCAGGCACGAAGUACACGCCCGGCACCAAUCGUCACCAAACUCAAAUGGCACCCGCAUCACAGCCGUACUCUGGCCUGGGCUGCGCGAGGGCUGCCAGGGACCGUACCUGCACCGUGCCGUCGUCAUAACCUGUUGA